AUGCUCCUCCACGCCACCACAGCAAGUGGUGCGCAGUGGCUCACUCAAACAACCGCCGGUAACCUCUUCCAGAGUGGACAAGCCAUUGACGCCUCGAAAUACUUCAUCGUCAUCCCGGACAGCAUUGGGCACGGACAGUCCAGCAAACCAUCUGACGGUCUACAGUCCGGAUACCCUAGUUACGUCUUCGACGACAUGAUCGAGGCCCAAUAUCAGCUAUUGACUGAAAACCUUGGAGUCGACCACCUCCGCCUCGUCUGGGCGACCACACACCCAACCUUCAUGGACAACUGCUGCGCCGUUGCUUGUGCACCCGCAGAGAUCGGAGGCCGCAACCGAGCAUUCCGUAAGGCUGCGAUGGAGAGCAUCACAUCCGACCCAGGCUACAACGGCGGCAAAUACACGACCCAGCCGCGCGGUUUCGCUCUCGGACUCCCAGAUCGUUCUCUAGAUGGACCUGACCGUGAGAGUUCCGACGUCAUUACGAAUAGCUACGUCCAGAAUGAACUCGCGAGACAAGAUGCCAACGACUUUGUUUACGCUUUCGCUGCGAGUGCAGACUAUGACCCUCGGCCUAAGCUUGGAGACAUCGAAGCGAGUUUCAUGGCUAUCAACUUCGAAGACGACCAGACCAAUCCGCCGCAGCUCAAGAUCCUGGAACGGGAGAUCCAGAAGGUAAAGAAGGGCAGCUUUGUGAUUGUGCCUGCUUCGGAGAAGACAUAUGGUCAUUCGAAUCAGGGACACGCCGAGUUUUGGGAGCAGUAUAAACUUAAUCUACAAACGGUCUCCAUCAACUUGAAAGGCCAUGUGACUUUCCCUGACCUGCCGCUUGACAUAUGGCCACGAUAUCUCAGGCAGAUCAUUCAGACACCUCCAACAUUCUGGCAGAUCAAUCUACCUCCCGGCUCGUCCAAGACGCUCGACGCCGCCACAACGGCGCAAACUACUGAUUCAAGAUUCCUCCGCCACGAAGCCCCGGAUUCUGAGCCCCGAACUCCAGACGCAGCCUUGCCCCCUUUCGGAAUUUGA
Molecule: messenger RNA, 1029 nt
Organism: Zasmidium cellare ATCC 36951
Lineage: Eukaryota; Fungi; Ascomycota; Dothideomycetes; Mycosphaerellales; Mycosphaerellaceae
Exons: 4
Coding region: 1-1029 (342 amino acids)
Biological process (GO): L-homoserine metabolic process
Molecular function (GO): homoserine O-acetyltransferase activity
Source: RefSeq, a predicted model, not a curated record